GUCCGGCCAGGACUGCGGCGUCCCCUGCUGGUCCGGGCCGCCGGCCCCGCGACCGCUGCCCUCCGUCCGUCUCUCGGUACCGGCCGUCUUCCCGCCGCCCGACCUCUCGGCGGCGGCGGCAGGCUCAGCUGACGAGCGGACCGAGCCGGCCGCCGGCGGUGACCCGGUGACCUCUGGACGGCCCGGGGCGACGGCAGGGGUCGAGACCAAACGCAGCCCAGCGGCGCAGUACACGCACUACCCGGCCCGGUUUCAGAGCGAACAGUAUAAGGUGUGUCAGCCGUCGUCUGGCCAGAUCGUGCAGUUUCUGCGGGCGCUGCACGCCGCCCGCCGGGGAGAGUCCAACCAACUGGCCACGCUCUGUGGCACCACGCGGCCCGUGGACGGCAUUCAGACCAACAUGAGGUUCUUCGGUGAGUCCGCGGCCCGCCUGUGCCGUCCCUCUACCGCUAUGCCGCGCACGGUGUCGGCCGCACAGCUGGCCGCGCUGCAGCGACACCCAGACCGCGUGCGCAACAUCUGCAUCCUGGCGCAUGUCGACCACGGCAAGACGACGCUGGCUGACGCUCUGGUGGCCAGCAACGGCGUCAUCUCGCCGCGGCUGGCCGGCCGGCUGCGCUACCUGGACAGCCGGCCCGACGAGCAGCGGCGCGGCAUCACCAUGAAGAGCUCGGCGAUCGCGCUGCACCACACCGACCCGGCCGGCCAGCACCAGCUGGUGAACCUGAUCGACUCGCCGGGCCACGUGGACUUUUCGUCGGAGGUGAGCACGGCGGUGCGGCUGUGCGACGGCGCGCUGGUGCUGGUGGACGUGGUGGAGGGCGUGUGCGCCCAGACGGAGGUGGUGCUGCGACAGGCCUGGACCGAGGGCAUCCGGCCCGUGCUGGUGCUCAACAAGAUCGACCGGCUGGUGCUGGAGCUGGGCCUGACGCCGCUCAGCGCGCACGUCCACCUGACGCAGGUGCUGGAACAGGUGAACGCCGUCAUGGCUGAGCUGUUCACCACUGAGUUCCUGGAGCGGCCGGCCGCCGCGCCGCGGCCCGACCCCUCCCCGGCCGACGCCGAACAGGACCCGGCCACCCGAGACGUGUCCGACUGGUCCACCGGCCUCGAGGACGCCGACGACUCGAGCGUCUACUUCUCACCAGAUGCCGGCAACGUGCUCUUCGCCAGCGCCUACGACGGCUGGGGCUUCGGCAUCCGCCACUUCAGCCGCAUCUACAGCGAGAAACUCGGCAUCCGCGAAGAGGUACUCAACAAGACGCUCUGGGGAGACUUCUACCUCAACGCCAAGACCAAGCGGAUCAUGAAGGGCGCCCAGGAGAAGGCCAAGGUGCCGCUGUUUGUCCAGUUCAUCCUGCAGAACGUGUGGGCCGCGUACGAGGCGAUCGCCGUGCGCCGCGAUAAAGAUAUGACCGAGAAGAUAAUCUCCAGGCUGAAGCUGACCGUGUCGCCGCGAGACAUGCGCUCGACCGACCCGCGCGUCCAGCUACAGGCUGUGUUCUCGCAGUGGCUGCCGCUGGCGCCGGCUGUGCUCGAUAUGGUGGUGGCGCGCCUCCCGGCCGCGUCCAGUCUCUCCGAGGAGCGCGCCGAGCGCCUGCUGGCUGGCCGCGGCGUUGAGUUCGACCAGCUGCCGGACGAGACCCGCGCGCUGCGCGAGCUCUUCACGCGCUGUGACGCCGCCGAGGAAGCCCCCGUGAUCGUGUUUGUGUCCAAGAUGGUGGCCGUGGACCGGAGCGAGCUGCCGGAGAAUCGCGCCCGUCCGCUGACUGCUGAGGAGAUGGAGCGCCGCCGCGAGGAGGCACGCCGCAGACACGCGGAGCGGGCAGCCGCCGCCGCAGCCGCAGCAGCCGAGGGAACGCCCGACAACGACGCAUCGGCGGGCGUGCCGCUGUCGGAGGAGCAGGUAGCGGCGCUGCGCCAGUCGGCCGCCGCCGCUGAGCAGACCCCCGAGCCGGCCGCCGCCGACCCCAAGGAAGUGUUUGUGGCGUUCGCGCGCGUGUUCUCCGGCACACUGCGACCCGGCCGGCGACUGCUGGUGCUGGGACCCAAACACGAUCCUGCCGCUGCGCUGCAGGAGCUGGCAGCGGCCGGUGCGGUGGCCACGGCCGCCUCCCUGGCCGAGCUGGCGGCCGGACAGCACAUCACUGAGUGCACGGUGGGCCCGCUCUACCUGCUGAUGGGCCGCGCUCUGGAGGAACUCACCGAGGCGCCGGCCGGCUGCGUGGUCGGCAUCGGCGGCCUGGCAGACCACGUCCUGAAGUCAGCCACACUCGCCUCCACGCCGGCGUGCCCCGCCUUCUCGGAACUUAGCUCUGCCGUAGUGCCGAUCGUGCGCGUGGCCGUGGAGCCGGCGCGGCCGGCCGACCUGCCGCGACUGGUGGCCGGACUGCGGCUGCUGAACCAGGCGGACGGCUGCGUGCGAGUCACCGUGCAGGAGAGCGGCGAGCACGUGCUCACCACGGCUGGUGAGGUGCACCUGCAGCGCUGUCUGGACGAUCUCCGAGAGCGGUUCGCCGGCGUUGAAAUCAAUGCCUCCGAGCCGAUCGUGCCGUUCCGAGAGACAAUCGUCGAGCCGCCCAAGACGGACAUGGUGAAUGAGGCGAUCGAGGAGCGGGCCGAGGACCCGGAGUCGACGGGGGGACUGGUGGAGGUCACCACGCCGGGCCGACGCGCCGUGCUGGCCGUGCGCGCCGUGCCGCUGCCGACAGAAGCCACCGAGCUGCUGGACGCGAACGCCGAGCUGCUGGCGAGUCUGCUGCGGCGGCGGCAGCGGGAGACUGCAGAGACGGACGCCGCCGCCGGCCGGCUGCGUCAGCUCUCCGAGUCGGCCGCGGACGGAGAGGCCGACGGCGAGCCCGAGAAGAGCGAGACGGAGCUGAGCGAGAAGAACCGCCGCGAGCUGCACGAGCUGCUGGGCCGCGAGCAGCGCGCUGCGCCGGCAGCGGCGGCCGUGAGCUGGAGCCGCGCGCGCCGCUGCCGAGACGAGCUGCGCCGCCGGCUGGCCGCCGCAGACAGCCCGCUGGUGCCACUCGUGGACCGCGUGUGGAGCUUCGGACCGCGCCGCUGCGGGCCGAACCUGCUCAUCAACGCGACCUCCGAGUAUAGCCGGCCGUCGGUGUGGGAGCCGUCGGCUGAGGGGGCCAGUGAUCCCACCGGUCCGAUGGCUGCCUUCGACGACAGCGUGGUGCACGGCUUUCAGCUGGCGACGGCGGCCGGCCCGCUAUGCGAGGAGCCGAUGCGCGGCGUCUGUUUCCUGGUGGAGUCCCUGACCCUGCAGCCUGCGGACGAGGAGGACGGUGUGGGCGCGCACGGUCCGCUCAGCGGCCAGAUCAUGUCGGCGGUGUCGACCGCGUGUCGGCGGGCGUUCCAAGCGCAGCCGCAGCGCCUAAUGGCGGCCAUGUACCGCUGCCAGGUGCAGGUGACCGGCCAGGCGCUGGGCCGCAUGUACUCGGUCAUCGGCCGGCGCGGCGGACGGAUACUGCACGGAGACCGCAACGAGGGCUCGCACAGCUUCAGCGUCACCGCCUACGUACCGGUGGUGGAGAGCUUCCGUCUGGCGCAGGAGCUGCGGAAGGGGACGUCGGGUCUGGCGCUGCCGCAGCUCGUGUUCAGCCACUGGGAGACGCUCGACACGGACCCGUUCUGGGUGCCCACCACCGAGGAGGAGUACCUGCUCUACGGACAGAAGGCAGACACAGAGAACGCCGCGCGGCGACACAUGAACGCCGUGCGCAGGCGCAAGGGGCUCGCCGUCGACGAGAAGAUUGUGGAGUUUGGAGAGAAACAGCGGACACUAGCCAGGAAAAAAUAGGCGCGGAAUGGGCGGCAAUAACAAUCAGGAGGUGGGAGUCAGGGAGGGAUUGGUAAAUCGUUUUAUCCGCCGCCAGGGCCGUCUAGGGGCCACUGCCGAGCGUGAUGUUUUCGUGCCUUGGUCAACACCGGGGCGGGUUUCGAUUGUGAUGUCACUGUGACCGUCCCGGGAUCAGCCAGGCGGGAAUGAUUUUACGAAAGUGGUUUGUUGUUGUUGGGGCCUACCUCGAUGGAUCGCAUCGUCUAUUUAAUAUACGGUGACAGAGAA
Molecule: messenger RNA, 4081 nt
Organism: Amphibalanus amphitrite
Lineage: Eukaryota; Metazoa; Arthropoda; Thecostraca; Balanomorpha; Balanidae
Product: elongation factor-like GTPase 1
Exons: 4
Coding region: 401-3814 (1137 amino acids)
Biological process (GO): cytosolic ribosome assembly
Cellular component (GO): ribonucleoprotein complex; cytosol
Molecular function (GO): GTPase activity; ribosome binding; GTP binding
Source: RefSeq, a predicted model, not a curated record